AUGAUUGAUCUCGGCGCCGGCACGGUGACCGACGUUGCCGAGUCCGUCGUCAAAGACCUCAACGCCGAGCACCGCGUGCUGGAGGAGCUGAGCAAGACGAAGAGCGACUACGAGAUGCUGCCCUCGUCGGCCUUUCUGCAGGAGGACAGCGAGCUGCUGAAGAAGGCUCCACCGGCGGUGUACAUUCCCAGCGAAGAGGGCGGUAAAACCCUUACUAAGGGCAAAAAGCCCCUCCCGAAGGCCUUCUCAAUGGACGCCUACGCGGCGAAGGUGCAGGACACGGACAUGGAGGUGAUCGACGACCGGGGCAUGUGCCUGGCCAUGCACCAGCCCUAUGCGACGCUGCUCGUGGCGGGCAUCAAGCGCUUCGAGGGACGCACCUGGUUCAGCACCUUCAAGGGCCGCCUGUGGAUCUACGCGGCGGCCCGCCGGCCCACCACCGAGGAGAUCACCGCCGUGGAGACCUUCUACGGCCACCUCGGCUUCAGCAAGUUCCCCCACCACUACCCGACCGGGGCCAUCGUCGGCUGCGUCACCAUCGACGACUGCCUUNUGGAGACCUUCUACGGCCACCUCGGCUUCAGCAAGUUCCCCCACCACUACCCGACCGGGGCCAUCGUCGGCUGCGUCACCAUCGACGACUGCCUUCCCAAUGAGGUGGUCCGGGAACAACACCCCGAGUGCGAGGUCGACUCGCCGUACGCCUUUGUUUGCAGCUACCCGAUUGCCCUCAGUCGGCCGCUGCCCGUGACCAAGGGUGGCGGCAAUAAGAUUUACAAGCUAGAGGCCAGCGUCCACAAGGCGGUCAAGUCGAUGCUCGGCUUCUAA
This is a messenger RNA of Rhagoletis zephyria (snowberry fruit fly), 828 nucleotides long. RefSeq names its product activating signal cointegrator 1-like. Lineage: Eukaryota; Metazoa; Arthropoda; Insecta; Diptera; Tephritidae. The record is from RefSeq and is a predicted model, not a curated record.